This is a messenger RNA of Fraxinus pennsylvanica, 1227 nucleotides long. NCBI's taxonomy places the organism in Eukaryota, Viridiplantae, Streptophyta, Magnoliopsida, Lamiales, Oleaceae. The record is from the annotation of a GenBank genome assembly.
AUGAGAGAGUGCAUUUCCAUUCACAUUGGCCAGGCCGGUAUCCAGGUCGGAAAUGCUUGCUGGGAACUUUAUUGCCUCGAGCAUGGCGUUCACCCUGAUGGCCAGAUGCCAAGUGACAAGACUGUAGGAGGUGGUGAUGAUGCCUUCAACACUUUCUUCAGUGAAACUGGUUCUGGAAAGCACGUUCCGCGUGCUGUCUUUGUGGAUCUCGAACCCACUGUCAUUGACGAGGUGAGGACUGGAACCUACCGUCAGCUAUUCCACCCUGAACUGCUCAUCAGCGGGAAGGAAGAUGCUGCCAACAAUUUUGCCCGUGGUCACUACACAAUCGGAAAAGAGAUUGUCGACUUGUGCUUGGACCGUAUCAGAAAGCUUGCUGACAAUUGCACUGGCCUUCAAGGGUUCCUUGUCUUCAAUGCUGUUGGUGGAGGCACUGGUUCGGGAUUGGGCUCCCUGCUCCUGGAGCGCCUGUCUGUCUCCACUUCUGUUGUGGAGCCUUACAAUAGUGUCCUCUCCACCCAUUCCCUGCUUGAACACACUGAUGUUGCUAUACUUCUUGACAAUGAAGCCAUUUAUGACAUUUGCCCCUACACCAACCUUAACCGCCUCAUCUCUCAGGUGAUCUCAUCCUUGACUGCAUCACUGAGGUUUGAUGGUGCCCUUAAUGUGGAUGUCACCGAAUUCCAGACCAACUUGGUUCCUUACCCCAGAAUCCACUUUAUGCUUUCCUCCUAUGCUCCCGUCAUCUCAGCCGAAAAAGCUUACCACGAGCAGCUCUCCGUUGCUGAAAUCACCAACAGCGCCUUUGAGCCAUCAUCAAUGAUGGCCAAGUGUGAUCCUCGCCAUGUUCCCAAGGACGUAAAUGCAGUUGUUGCCACCAUCAAGACUAAGCGGACUAUCCAGUUUGUCGACUGGUGCCCUACUAGUUUCAAGUGUGGUAAAAACUACCAGCCACCCACUGUUGUCCUCAGUGGCGAUGUUGCUAGGGUACAAAGAGUCGUCUGCAUGAUUUCCAACUCAACUAGUAUGGCCGAGGUGUUCUCAUGCAUUGACCUUAAGUUUGAUCUCAUGUAUGCAAAGAGGGCCUUUGUUCACUGGUACGUGGGCCAGGGAAUGUUGGAAGGCAAAUUCUCUGAAGCUCGAGAAGACCUUGCUGCUCUAGAAAAGGAUUACCAAGAGGUUGGCGCUGAGGGAACUGGAGAUGAUGGUGACGCAGGUUACGAAUAA